AUGUCGAAAGCACCUCCCAUGGCCUCUGAGGUCGAUAUCUUGAAAAGCAAGGCUGCCAAUAAGAAAGGUGCCGGUUCCGACAGCGUUGAGACAACUUGGCCCAAAGUGGAAUUCGGUGCGAGCACCGAGAUUGAUAACAUCACCAAAGAAACAAAGACGAGAGCCGAGUACAUAGUCCCAGCAGGUAACAUGUCUCAAGCCCAACCUGCGCCGUCCGAGGUCAACAUUCUCAAACAGAACGCCGCCAACUCCAAAGGCGCAGGCGGUAGUGACGUCGAGACCGUAUGGCCCAAGCCCAAAUUUGAUGGCAAUACUGCGUUGAAUGAUACCGGUACGGGUUUUGGAGAGUAUGUCGUACCCGCAGGGAGCAUGUUUACCUUGGGCGCUGCUAUGCCAAAUCAUACAGUCCUCAAAUGGGGCGCAUACUUUCCGCCUGGGACUAUGUUUCCUGAUGGUGUCCUCGUCCCGAUCCAUGCUCGUAUGGUCUCUGUCCAGCCUUUCUAG
Cryptococcus wingfieldii CBS 7118 is the source of this 504-nucleotide messenger RNA. RefSeq lists its product as hypothetical. The coding region runs from base 1 to 504 and encodes 167 amino acids. NCBI's taxonomy places the organism in Eukaryota, Fungi, Basidiomycota, Tremellomycetes, Tremellales, Cryptococcaceae. The record is from RefSeq and is a predicted model, not a curated record. The transcript has 6 exons.